CACAAAGAAGAAAACGAAGCGCCUGUCUAACGUAAUUGCAGGUUGAUUUUAGCGUAAUAUGGCUACUUUGCUACCUAUUAGACCGCACUGCGAUAGCAAUCCAGCAACUCCCGGAGCACAAUCUAUAAAGGAAGAUGUUAUUGAAGAAGUCUCCAACGAUGGCAGCCAGCCUCCCAAGAGAAGGCGAAUGGGUUCAGGGGACAGUUCUCGAAGCUGUGACACCUUCAGUCAAGAGCUUGGCCCAACAUAUUUCCCGGCAGAGAACCUGACGGAGUACAAGUGGCCUCCAGAUGACACAGGAGAGUACUACAUGCUGCAGGAGCAAGUCAGCGAGUAUCUUGGUGUCACGUCCUUCAAGAGGAAAUACCCUGAUAUGGAGAGAAGAGACUUGUCCCAUAAAGAGAAGCUUUACUUGCGUGAACAGAAUGUCAUAACUGAGACGCAGUGUACUCUGGGUCUGACAGCUCUGCGGAGUGACGAGGUGAUAGAUCUGAUGAUAAAGGAGUAUCCUGUCAAACACUCUGAAUAUUCAGUCAUACUGCAGGAGAGAGAGCGACAGAGAAUAGCCAAAGAGUAUUCUCAAAUGAAUCAGCAGAAUCCUCAGAAGGUGGAGGCCAGUAAGGUUCCUGAGUACAUAAAGAAAGCAGCUAAAAAAGCUGCGGAGUUCAACAGUAACUUCAACAGAGAACGUAUGGAAGAAAGGAGAGCGUACUUUGACCUCCAGACACAUAUUAUCCAGGUACCUCAGGGCAGGUUCAAAGUGCUGGCUCCAGAGUUAACAAGGACAGGGCCCUACCCUGUGGCCCUCAUACCUGGACAAUUCCAAGACUACUACAAAAAGUACUCCCCAAAUGAGCUACGAUACUUGCCAUUGAACACCGCUCUGUUUGAGCCUCCACUGGAUCCAGAGCUCCCAGCUCUGGACUCAGAGCCUGAUUCUGAUGAUGCAGAGGAUGGGAAGGAGGACAAAAAGAACAAAAACUCAUCUGACAGUUCUUCUGGCAACACAUCAGACGUGGAGAGUCAGGAGGGAGGAAGUGGACCAGGUAGCAAGUCCAAGGCCAAAGACAGGACACCGGGAAAAGACAGCAGCCGCCAUUCUGCCUCCCACAAAUCCACUCCAGGGUACAAGCCUAAGGUCAUUCCCAAUGCUAUAUGUGGCAUUUGCCAGAAGGGUAAAGAGGCCAACAAGAAGGGCAAGCCGGAGGCUCUCAUUCACUGCUCCCAGUGCGAUAACAGCGGCCACCCAUCCUGCCUGGACAUGAGCGAGGAGCUGGUCCGUGUGAUCCAGACAUAUCGCUGGCAGUGUAUGGAGUGCAAGACGUGCACCGUGUGCCAACAGCCCCACCAUGAGGACGAGAUGAUGUUCUGCGACAAAUGUGACCGAGGGUACCACACAUUCUGCGUGGGCAUGGACUCCAUACCUACUGGCCUGUGGGUGUGUGAAGUUUGUGAUACUGAUUUUAACACACCCAAGAAGAAGGGAGGAGCCAAAACACCCAAGAAACCUAAAUCAGCUAAAAAAUAACCAGCUUUGUCAUAUACCACUGUGCCCUGACCAAAUUGCAUACCAAUGCACUGCCCUCUGUCCAGUUAUUUUCAGAAGUUUCAUUUUUAAGUGAUCCAAAAAUAAGUGUGUAGUCCUUCAAAUACAAAGAUUUCAAACAUAAGAUCUUUACUUGUUAAUUGUGAAAACAAACUUUAAAAAACUUGAAUCGAAGUCCAUGGAGAUGCACUGAAUUCUUUUGUGAAAUCUUUAAGAAAGAUUUUAUGUCAUCCAUCCAAAUGAGACAUCAUAUUAAGCAUAGCAACUACUGACAAUAGACUGACUUUACAACAGCGUACAUACGUAAUGUUGACAGCUAUGCUGUAAAUGAAAAUGUGUCUAAAUGAACUUCCUCUGGUGACCACUAACAGCUCUGGUGCAUCCCUCUUUCUUUAAACUGAGUCUUGUUUCUGUUUCAUAUCUGCAGUGAUAAGCUGUUUGUCUGAGAAUGGAUCUAUUUAGACUAAUGGUGCUUUUGAUCCACAACUACUGAAACAAUCAAUGUUACCAAGAGCGUACUGUAUUCAAGUAAGAACCUUUUAAACAUUUUUGAAUGUUUUUUGAAUCUCGUAAGUAAAGUUGUUGUUUUUAAUUCAAAUGUAUUUAAUGAGCCAGCGAAGAGCAGUCUUAAAUGACGACAUGGUGCUAGUGAUCCUUUGUAAUGAAUAGAAACUGACUGUGGUAGACAGCAGUCAUCAGGUAUUUAUGUUCACAGAAGUGGAAAAGAUAUUUCACUGUUUAAUGUUAUAAAUUUGUUGUCCACCCUUUAAUAUUAAUGAUAAUUAAAGGUUACCACUCUGUGAUACAUUACAAUUUAAAAUCAGUCAGCUCUUAUUAGUCAGGCGGUGCUUUUGCUGUCAGUUUGAAAGUUUUUCAUCAUUUUUGUAACUUAAGUUUGUCGAUUUUGUAUUUUCUUUCAGUAUGCAGGUUAUUUGAAUAAUAUUUGUUUAAGGAAUGUUGUUUCAAUUAUUUUUUUAUGAAAGCUACUGGAAUAAAACUCAUCUAUUCAUGAUUUGAUGUGUUCAAUGUAUGAAAUCCCAAGGCAGAUGAAAUAAAUGCAUAGUCCUUAUGUGUCAGUAGUAAUAAUAUUAAAACCUAUAUUUUAAACCUGAUCUUACUGGUUAGAGUUAGCUUUAUCAUGAGUUUCACAAAACAUCUACCAAAAAUAAACAAUGUAGGGUAUUGUACCAUUUCUAUUAUGAUUAUUUUUUAAGCCAUUGGUGAUUUUAAUGCUUUUUGAUUUGAGGGCCAUAGAUUUGAGCAAAUUUCUCUGAACUUGCAACAGAGCACUACUGCUUCUAAACAAAAAUCAAGUACCCUGUGUAACUAAUUACAUUUUCCAACAAAGCUCCAAACCAGAAAAGGCAGUGCAAGAUGAAUGGAUGGAAACAACAGAGUACAUUUGUUCAUGGCGAACAAUCUGUUUAGUGUAGUUACAGUGACUUUAUUUGUACACGUAGGUAGAUAAACUUUACAUUGAGUACACAACACGGAUCAAAUCUUGAAAGGCAAAAUGACAGGUGCACUCAAGAAUGAAAAGGAAACCCUUAAUUGAACAUGACUUUAAAAAGCAGUAAAAAAGGUGAAUAAAAAACAAGAUAGCAAUACAAAUUUGUCACACUUGGUAAAAUCUACACCUUUAAAGCAUUAGUAAAGCAUAAGUAAAGCAUUGGUAAUGACAGUACUUGUCACCUAUAAAAGCUUAAAAAAUUAUGUUAUUGGCCAUGAAAGCUUUACUGAGGCAUUAGUAAAAUAUUAGACACUGAAGUUAUCUUCUACAAAACAUUUUUGAUUUAUUCAUGUCAUUAAUAAACACAACUAUAAAUGCUGUA
Cheilinus undulatus (humphead wrasse) is the source of this 3378-nucleotide messenger RNA. RefSeq names its product PHD finger protein 10 (gene phf10). The transcript has 12 exons. Lineage: Eukaryota; Metazoa; Chordata; Actinopteri; Labriformes; Labridae. The record is from RefSeq and is a predicted model, not a curated record. Gene Ontology annotation, cellular component: npBAF complex. The coding region runs from base 59 to 1528 and encodes 489 amino acids.